AUGAAUUUUAGCAAUCUCAUUAGCUGGCUGAAUGUUUUCGUUCAUCGUGAAUUUUCAGGUGGAAAUGAUUCUGGUGAGCAUGAAGCAGGUUGGAUCGAGGGAUGUGCCAUUUUGGUGGCGGUUAUUGUGGUUGUGCUUGUGACCGCGUUGAAUGAUUGGAGUAAAGAGAAGCAGUUCCGAGGUUUACAAUCGAAAAUCGAAACAGAACACAAAUUUUCGGUGAUUCGCAAUGGAGAGCCAAUUGAUAUAGUUGUGAAUGAAUUGGUUGUGGGCGAUAUUGCGCGUGUUAAGUAUGGCGAUCUGCUACCAGCUGAUGGCAUUCUGUUGCAAAGUAAUGACUUGAAAAUCGAUGAAUCCUCUCUGACCGGUGAAUCAGACUUGAUCAAGAAAAGUCCUGACGGUGAUCCGAUUCUUUUAUCAGGCACACAUGCCAUGGAGGGAAGCGGUCGGAUGCUGAUAACAGCGGUUGGUGUUAAUUCGCAAACUGGUAUCAUUAUGUCAUUGCUGGGCGCAACGAAAAAUGACAAUAGCAACAAGAACAACUCAAAUUCUAUUGCUCCAGAGGAUCAAGCCAACGGACGAAUAUCCGUAAACGGUGUUCAAGUUGGUGAAAAGAAACAUUCAGUGGAACAGGAAGAGGACGACGGAAAAGUGGCCAAAUCUGUUCUGCAAGGAAAACUCUCAGCACUCGCCAUCCAAAUCGGUUAUAUUGGUCUACCUCUGGCCAUCACGUUGUCGUUGACGUAUUCGGUGAAAAAGCAGUGUGUGAUAAUCAUAGUUCAGAUGAUGAAAGAUAACAAUUUGGUAAGACAUUUGGAUGCGUGUGAAACCAUGGGAAAUGCUACUGCAAUUUGUUCCGAUAAGACCGGAACGUUAACAACUAACCGAAUGACUGCCGUACAGUCGUAUAUCAACGAGACUUUCUACAAGGAUGUCACGCCUAAAUAUGAACAACUCGAUCAAAAUACCAGAGAGUUGCUAGUGGAUGGUAUUGCCAUCAAUAGUGGCUACAACUCGCAGGUAGUCGAGCCUGAUCAGCCUGGUGGACAACGAAAACAGUUGGGCAACAAAACCGAAUGCGCUCUCCUCGGAUUUAUAUUAGAUUUAGGAAAAAGUUUUGUUGCGAUUCGCAAAGAACAUCCGGAAGAUUCACUUGUCAAGGUGUACACGUUCAAUUCUGUUCGGAAGUCAAUGAUGACCGUAGUGAAACGAUCCGAUGGUGGUUUUCGGGUGUAUGCAAAAGGUGCAUCUGAAAUAAUUUUAUCAAGAUGCUCUUUCGUACUCGCUGCGAAAGGUAGCGUGGAGCAUUUCGGUAAACGUGAACUAGAUGCGAUGACACGUAACGUGAUUGAACCAAUGGCAUCUGAUGGUCUACGAACGAUAGGUUUGGCCUACAAGGACUACAUCCCAAGCACUACAAGCGCGGCGAUAAAUGAAGUAUCGUUCGAGAAAGAAAUCGACUGGGAUAACGAAGAGGCCGUUCGAAUGGGUAUGACAGCAAUUGCUGUAAUUGGAAUCCAAGACCCGGUGAGGCCAGAGGUGCCAGCAGCUAUAGAGAAAUGUCAGAAAGCUGGUAUUACUGUGCGUAUGGUGACUGGCGAUAAUAUCAAUACCGCACGAUCAAUUGCGACUAGUUGUGGUAUUCUCAAACCCGGAUCCGAUUUUCUUGCCUUGGAGGGGAAAGAAUUCAAUAAGAGGUACAUUCGCUCUAAUUUGACUGAUACAGUGUGA
This is a messenger RNA of Anisakis simplex (herring worm), 1731 nucleotides long. The record is from the annotation of a GenBank genome assembly. NCBI's taxonomy places the organism in Eukaryota, Metazoa, Nematoda, Chromadorea, Rhabditida, Anisakidae.